AGAUGUCUGUGUGUCUUCUGAUGCACAUUUCCAGUGAAUGUUUCUGUUUUGCCCAGGGUGUCUGUGCAGAAUUAUAACUGUUCAAAACGGGGAUACUGUAAGUUUGCCCUGAAAAAAUCUUUAUUGAAAGUUAUGGAACUAAUCAUGGUAGCACAUUAGAUUACUCACAUGGCAGUUACUUGUAAAUCUCUUCAUUUAAUUGUGGAAGCAUGUGAAACCAUUGAUGCCGUGGCAUUGUGCAAAUCCACACUCAUUCAUGCAAUAAAGCUCCUAGUGACUGACACAGCCAAACAUCUUCCCCUGUUCUCAGCACUGGUGAGGCCACACCUGGAGUCCUGUGCCCAGUUCUGGGCCCUUCUAUUCAGGAAGGAUGUUGAGGGGCUGGAGCAUGUCCAGAGAAGGACAGCGGAGCUUGGGAGGGGUCUGGAGCACAAGUCUGAUGAGGAACAGCAGAGGAAGCUGGAGUUGUUUGGCCUGGAGAAAAGGAGACAGAGGUGACCUUAUGCUCUCUACAAUUGCUUGAAAGGAGACUGUAGACAGAUGGGGCUUGGUCUCUUCUGCUGGGCAGCUGGUGACAGGAUGAGAGGACACAGUCUUAAGCUGCACCUGGGGAGAUUCAGGUUCGACAUUAGGAGGAAUUUCUUCACAGAAAGGUUACUGGAAUGGGCUGCCCAGAGGAGUGGUGGAGUUACCAUCCCUGGAUGUUUUUAAGGAAAGACUGGAAGUGGCACUCAGUGCCAUGGUCUAGUUGACACGGUGGUGGUCGGCCGCAGGUUGGAUUCGGUAUCUCAGAGGUCUAAUUGAUUCUGUGAUGUGAUUCUGUGAUCAGUCCUGUAGCUAACUACUUCUGGAUACUAUUUUUAAGGGCUUGCAACUGCAUGUGAUUAAUGUAAUUUGUGGAUUCAGCACGCUGUUUUACAGUUAUCCCUUAUGAAUAAAAAAAGACUUUAAACAAAAGGCUUUAAUGACUCCCUGGUGGUGGUCCCUCUGCAGGGAGGGACAGCGGGCCCCCUCCGUGCCCAGGGCGGGCAGCAGGUGACACACAGCAGCCCCAUGGCCGCUGCCGCUCGGACCGCUCCGUGGCCACAGCACCAGGACACCAUUACGGGAUUUCAGGGGGUGGGAUUUCGGCCGGUGAGCCGCACCCCCAAGGGCUCUCCGGACACGCCGAGCGGGUCUCUGGGCCCGCCGCUUCCCCGCCCCGCCGCGCUCCGCCCCCCGCGCCGCCGCAGCCCCCGCGCAUAUAGGGCCGCUCCGCCGCUCGGGCCGCGCCGCCGCCGCCGCUCCAGGCAUGGCACAGGGCUCUACCUCACUAUGGCAGCAGCAGCGCGGCACAGCACCCUGGACUUUCUGCUCGGCGCCACAGCUGAUUGUAAUGCCGUUCUUAAAGCUCUACAGCCCAUUUUUCAGGAGCAGGGAAUGACAGAAACAGUUCAUAACUGGGAAGACCAUGGUUAUUUAGUAACCUACAUCAAAAAAAAUGGCAGUUUUGCCAAUUUGAGAAUUCACCCUCAUGGACUGGUGUUGGUGGAUCUACAGAGUUACAAUGAUGACAUGAAAGGAAGAGAAGAAGUUGAUCAGCUUCUAAACAAAGUAGAAGACAGAAUGAAAGAAUUGAUUCAUGGUAACAUAAAAAGGGUGAAACGGUUGCCAGCCAUUUUGAGAGGAGGUGUUAUUGAUAGAUACUGGCCCACAGCUGAUGGGCGCCUGGUGGAGUAUGACAUAGAUGAAGUUGUUUAUGAUGAAGAUUCACCCUUUCAGAAUAUUAAAAUUCUGCAUUCAAAACAAUUUGGGAAUAUUCUUAUUCUCAGUGGGGAUGUUAAUCUGGCAGAAAGUGACCUGGCAUAUACUCAAGCUAUAAUGGGCAGUGGAAAGGAAGAUUACACUGGGAAAGAAGUGCUAAUCCUAGGAGGUGGUGAUGGAGGUAUACUGUAUGAGAUAGUCAAACUGAAGCCAAAGAUGGUUACUAUGGUAGAGAUUGACCAAAUGGUGAUUGACGGGUGUAAAAAAUACAUGCGUAAAACGUGCGGAGAUGUCUUAGACAAUCUGAAAGGAGACUGCUACCAGGUUCUAAUUGAAGACUGUAUUCCAGUACUGAAGAGGUAUGCCAAAGAAGGAAGAAUGUUUGAUUAUGUAAUUAAUGAUCUGACAGCUGUUCCAAUCUCCACAUCUCCAGAAGAAGAUUCCACAUGGGAAUUUCUACGGUUGAUUCUUGACCUCUCAAUGAAAGUCCUGAAACAAGAUGGAAAAUACUUCACACAGGGAAACUGUAUCAAUCUGACUGAUGCCUUGGCUCUGUACGAAGAACAGCUUAGUAGGCUUUAUUGUCCUGUGGAGUUUUCAAAAGAAACUGUGUGUGUUCCCUCCUACAUGGAAUUAUGGGUAUUCUACACGAUUUGGAAGAAACAGACUGACAUCUGAACAUCAAGAUUAUUUGAGAUGAUCCUAAAUGUACAUGCUGCAUGGAGCAUAUAGGCCUGCCACAUGCUGCAUAUUGGCAUCUUGAAACUUUAAAUUAUAUGCUGUAGAUGAUCCUGAAACUUAGUCAUGCUAUUGAUUGUGAAUUCUUUAAAUGUUUUUUUAUUAUUAUUUUAAUUUAAAAGCAAAUGGAAAAUGUAUAUUUUGACAAGCUAGGGUGUUAUUUUUGAAAGUCAACUUAAAGAUGAAUAAGCAGCAAAACUAUAUAGCUGCUGACUGCACUGAACCUUUAGAAUGUGAUCCUUUUUAUUUUUUUUUGUAGAUCUUCACAAACUGGUUGAUUAAAAAAGACAUCUUUAGCAUUUCAUCCCUGAAGGGUGGUCCGUGGAGUUUUUGUUGGUUUUGUUUUUCCAGCAGAUUUUUCAUUUAUGGUGCUUUUUAAAAAUGGGAGAGGGUUUUUGUAUGGUUUUGGUUUUUUUAAAUGAACACUGCAGUGCUUCCAUAUAGAGAAAGGCAUAACUAAAAAGAAUAGUUAUGGUAGAAUACCCCAAGUCCUUUGUUGCAAAGGGAAGAAAACUAGUCUUAAAUUUUUAUUUAACCUAGCAAUUCAUCAUUACUGUAAUCUCUGCUGCAGAAGAAUCUUUGGCCUUUUACCUCCUGGAUUUCUUUAGUUGCUGCCAUAUUGAUUAUUUGGAUUCAGAUACAGAUUUGACAGUAGCUUUGUACUGAAGCUUGAAGAUCAAGGAUGGGUUUUCAUUCCACCACAGUGCAAGAAAUUGGGUGCAAUGAGGUUCAUGUGGGCAUAACCUCUCCCCAGCCUUAUGGGAAGCACUAGAUUUUUGAAGUAAAAGUUGGCUUAGAGGAUGAAGAAAUGUGGGUGUGAUGUGAUCUGUCUUUGUGAUCUAUCUGUAUGUGCACCUGUACUGAAUGUUUUGAAGCAAGUACGUGUGUGCUUCAGUUGGGUCAGUGUUGGUUGUAUUGCCACAGAUGGCCCAUAUUGUAUGAGGCUCUUGCUCAGUUAGAGUCACUUGCAGUGUAAAAACCAGUAGAAGCUGAGGUGUCUUGUAGUUCUGUUCUGAAAGAAAACACAUUUUUCUUCAGUUUCUCAUGCUGUCAGAAGUUACAUUUUUGUAAGAGUUUGCUGUGUAGUGACUAAAAUAUUUGUGCUUAAAAAUCCCACUUGAAAGGAUGGAGGUAGGAAGGAUAUGACCAAUAUGAGCAUUUUUUACUUUUCCAAGGUAGAAUAAGAAGUGAACUAUUUCCCUAAACACUCUAAUCCUGAGCAAUGAUGAUGUUUCAUUCAACACCCAUAUCAGCAUUUUCUUAGUUUUAUUGGAAAGAGUUGAUUUGCCCCGCCAAUAUACUGUUAAUGAAAACAAACCAUACUAAAGCUGUCAUUUAUGUUUUUAAACCAUACAUAAAGAAAUAUUUUAUUGCAUCCCAUGUUUAUAAACUCUUCAUAGAAUCUGAGUAGCCUAUGCAGAAUUCCAGAUUGGUGAUAGAAAAUGUGCCAAAAUUUGCAUUUACUUUGGUCUAAAACUGUUAAAAUGUUUUCAGUUUGGAUAGCCAAUAGAAGCAUUUUUCAAUCUUACAAAUUAUCUCAGUUAAUUCUGUAAUAUGCACAGGGUGCAGUUCUUCCAUGGCCUACAGCUUGUGAAUCACUGAAUACUCCCAAAGAACAGAGCUUCCCUCUAAAUAGAAUAAAGUUUCCUGUAUUUCCCUGAGUGUUCUAGCUCUGUUGUAGGCAUCCCUGAAAACUUUGAUAUUAUUACCUGUAAUCUAAUAGAGACUCUUCCUUUAUGAUCCAGGACUGCAAUCAGUUUGUGAAUGCAAAUAUCCUGUAAACAAAUGUAUCCAUACCUCUGCAAGCAUGAAUCUUUCCAUUGGUUCUUAGUGUGAUUACUCAUGUAGAUGAAGUGAAGGCCACAGGGACAGAGCUCAGAGCAUCUGUGUUCCUGGGUGAGCUUGGCAGAUGUAGAAAUCAGUCACAACAGGUGGGGGUGGUUUGGUUUUUAGCAAGGAAACUUGUGAACUAGAAGAUUACUUAAUCUGCUUGUUGUACCAGGGCUUGUGCUUCCCUUUGAUAUUGCUGCACAGGGAGCUGCUGGGUAUGCAGGGAUGUUCUGUAAAGAUUCCCAGAAUGACCAGGGGACCUGAAUUGCAUAUUAAUAGCUGAGAGGCAGCAGUGCUUGCAAACUUUUCAACUAAUAGGGUAUGAAGAGAGUUGGGAGAAUUAUUUUUUUUCUUUAACUUUUUUUAAUGUAGUGUUUUGCAGUGAUAGAUGCAGUAUAAAGCAAUUCAGCAAACACUGAACAUUAUAUUUUUUUAAUUGCUGAAUUGAUUCUGAGCAAAUAUAUAUACACAUUGUUAGUCUUUAUUUAUUUGUUGCUGUAGUAUAGAUUUUUUAAAAAGAAAAACAAGUCUCUCUGUUAGAAUUUUCAAAUGCAGACUGCUCUAGCUGAUCAGUUUUCUAUGUUUAAGGCAAGUUGGGAAAUGGCUGUGAUUGCUGCACUACGUAUGCAAACAGUUCCCCAAGACAUGGUUAACAUUAGAGGUUUCUUAAUUAUUCUUUGCACUAAAUGCUGCUUCCACCUAGAAGUUAUUGAUUGAUAGUAGUUUGUGCAAGGAGAAGACUGCUGGUGUUGUAUCUACUGCAUCAGUGCAGUGCACGUGUUAAAAUAAAGGUACGCUGUUGUUA
Messenger RNA from Vidua macroura (Pin-tailed whydah), 5116 nucleotides. RefSeq names its product spermine synthase (gene SMS). The record is from RefSeq and is a predicted model, not a curated record. Lineage: Eukaryota; Metazoa; Chordata; Aves; Passeriformes; Viduidae. The transcript is spliced from 11 exons. The coding region runs from base 1054 to 2421 and encodes 455 amino acids. Gene Ontology annotation, biological process: spermine biosynthetic process. Gene Ontology annotation, molecular function: spermine synthase activity.